AUGGCCUGCACAAAGACCAAGCGAAGAGCUCGUAAUCGUACUCAACGGUACACUUCAAAUGUGUUUUCAAUGUUUAAUGAAAAUCAAAUUAGCGAAUUCAAGGAAGCUUUUCAAAUGAUCGAUGCAACCAAAGAUGGUGUCAUUGAUAGGCAUGACUUGGAAGAGAUUUUUGUUUCCUUGGGAAAAUCACCAAACGAUGAUCAUUUACACGGUAUGCUUUCACAAGCUCCCGGUCAGCUUAAUUUCACAAUGUUUUUAACAUUAUUUGGUGACAAAAUGUCGGGAUGUGACCCAGAAGAAACGAUUUUAAACGCCUUUGCUUGUUUUGAUCCUGAGGGUACAGGCGUAAUAAAUGAAAACCGUUUACGUGAAAUAAUGACUACAAUGGGAGAUAGGUGGUCUAAUGAGAAAGUCGACGAAUUAUUCCAUGGUGCACCAAUUCAAGAUGGCAAUUUCGAUUACAAAGAAUUUACACGAUUGAUUAUGCAUGGUCAAGAGGAAGAGGAAGGCCAAACGAACGAAACAUAA
Messenger RNA from Schistosoma turkestanicum, 528 nucleotides. The record is from the annotation of a GenBank genome assembly. Lineage: Eukaryota; Metazoa; Platyhelminthes; Trematoda; Strigeidida; Schistosomatidae.